ACGGAACGCAUCCAUUUGGUGAUUAUGACGAUCGCCGCCAUUUUUGUUAGAUUAUACCAGAUAGGAAUACAAGAUAUUCCAAGCUCAAGAGAAUCUCAAUAUGCUUUAAUGAUUAAUAAUUAUUUCACGGGAGAGUUUUUCAUUGAUUAUAAUCCACCAUUGGCCGGUUUGUUCUAUACAGCUCUAGCCAGGUUUUUCGGUUAUGAUGCAAAUUCAUUAGAUCAAUUCUCGAUUGGUGUACCCUACAAGCUUUUUCCAUAUUGCCAAUUGCGAAUUGUGAGUGCAUUUUUAGGUGCAAUAUCUAUCACUUUUGCUUACAAAACUCUAAGGUCUACCGGAGUUUCCCAUUCCAUUUCUUUAUUUGGGUCAUUUUUGAUGAUGAUAGAGAACUCGAUGAUCACUGAAGAAAGAAGGAUUUCUGACGAUGGAGUUUUCAUUUUCUUCAUCUCGUUAUUUCUCUCAAAUCAAAAGAUUGCAGAGGUCAAAGAAAAGUUUACUGUUGGUUGGUUUAUUCACCUUUUCAUUGCUUCUUUAUCUUUAGGCUUAGUAUUAAGUACUCAUUGGACUGGAGUAUUUAUUUUCACUUAUGCAUUUGUGUCAGUUGUUAUUGAAUCUUGGGCUUUAGUGGAGGACAUUAAUGUCAGGUUCAAGUAUGUGUGGGCUAACUUGAUUGUGAAAUCGCUUUCUUAUUUCACAAUAUCGUUAACAAUUUAUUUGGCAGUUUUCAAAGCUCAUUUUGAUCUCUUGAGCAAAAAAGGUCCAGAUUAUAACAAGUUAUCCCCUAGAUUCCAGCAUUCACUAGAAAACAACCACUUGGAAGACAUUUUUUCAAAUGUCAACUUCAAUGCAGGAGUCAUGUUUCGCCACUAUAAAAGCGGGAAAUAUCUACACUCCCAUGAAGACUAUUAUAGGUCAUCUAAUCAUCAGCAAGUCACACUAAUGGAUAAUUUUGAUGAAUUAAACAAUCUUUUCAAAGUCAUCCGCGUUGAUGAUGAAUCUGAGGCAAUACCAGCGUCAUCAAUAUUGGCACCUUGGCGAGUCAGAUUGAAGCACGAAAGUACAAACUCAUCCCUUGUUAUUGACAAGGAUCACAAACCUCCUUUAUCCGAACAGGAGUAUAACUUCCAAGUUACUACAGAUCAUAACUUUGGAACUAGCGAUGACCACACGAAUAGAUAUUCCUUUCUAUUGAAAAUGGCGAUUGAUCAUUGCAAAGGCGAUGAUGCCAGAUAUGCCUUGCGUGCCUUGGAUUCAGUUUUCCAAAUUUAUAACGAAGAAGCUGGUUGUUACCUAUUGGGAACUCCACUUGUGCUACAUGAGGGUUUUGCUGAGGGCCAAGAUGAAGUGAUUUGUAUUCAAGAGCCAAGCUACGAAGCUUCUUUGUGGUAUAUUGACUGGAACGAUCAUCCCGAAUAUGCGCCAAACAAAAAACGGGUAGCGUUUGAUCCAAUCACGUUUUGGCAGAAGUUGAUUGAGAUUCAUCUCUACAUAUUAAACAAGCUAUAUUUGGGUAAUGGUUAUACCGAUGAAACUGUUUCAUCCGUUGGUGAUCUAGUGCUCCUGAAAACAGGAUUUGUUCAUUGGGUUGAUACCGUGAGCCAUUCUGUGAUUUAUUUGCUUGGUAAUUUCAUAAUUUAUUAUAUGAUUGUUAGCUCGGUUGGGAUUUAUGGACUCUUCAAAGCAUACCAACUUUUAACAUUUAACCCAUUUCAAGCUUCUGCCUCACUCGACAGCUCCAACUACAAGUAUGACCACAAAACAUUGGAUUAUGUGAUCUUGUAUUUUUUACUGCUUAUUCCUCUGUCAUUUAUCAAGAUUGAUUUAUAUUUGUUCAACUAUUUACCAGCACUGUUUGUUGGCAUCCUAAUAGUUGCCCAAUUAUUUCAAUGGGGCCACGAGAAAGCUCCCAAGCUUACAUUCUUUUUUAUGGCCUUUUUUUCUAUUCUUUCAUUUUUGGCGUAUGUGAAGUUCUCCCCUCUCAUCUAUGGUCUCCAAUGGACACACGAAAAGUGCUUGAAAAUGAUGGUGUCUCCAGAUUGGGAU
This is a messenger RNA of Pichia membranifaciens NRRL Y-2026, 2043 nucleotides long. RefSeq lists its product as hypothetical. The transcript has a single exon. Gene Ontology annotation, cellular component: membrane. NCBI's taxonomy places the organism in Eukaryota, Fungi, Ascomycota, Pichiomycetes, Pichiales, Pichiaceae. Gene Ontology annotation, molecular function: dolichyl-phosphate-mannose-protein mannosyltransferase activity. Gene Ontology annotation, biological process: protein O-linked glycosylation via mannose. The record is from RefSeq and is a predicted model, not a curated record. The annotation marks the transcript as partial.